This is a messenger RNA of Cygnus atratus (black swan), 729 nucleotides long. It is a transcript of the gene EEF1AKMT4, whose product is annotated as EEF1A lysine methyltransferase 4. The record is from RefSeq and is a predicted model, not a curated record. NCBI's taxonomy places the organism in Eukaryota, Metazoa, Chordata, Aves, Anseriformes, Anatidae. The transcript has 3 exons. Bases 1 to 729 code for a protein of 242 amino acids. Gene Ontology annotation, molecular function: S-adenosylmethionine-dependent methyltransferase activity.
AUGCGGUCGGACCCCCCCCGGUACCGGCAGAGGCGUUACUGGGACGAGCGGUACCGGGAGGGGGCCGCCGAGCCCCGGGAGUGGCUGGGGGGCUUCGGCCGCUUCAGCGAGCUGCUGGAGGCAGAGCUGAGGCACGGAGACAGCGUGCUCGUCCUCGGCUGCGGGACCAGCGCCCUGAGCUACGAGCUGCACGAGCGGGGCUACCAGGACGUCACCAGCAUCGACUUCUCGCCCGCCUGCAUCGAGGCCAUGCGCGCCCGCUACGCCCGCUGCCCCCGCCUGCGCUGGGCCGUCAUGGACAUGCGCGCCCUCGCCUUCCCCGACGCCUCCUUCGACGUGGUGCUGGAGAAGGGCACCCUGGACGUGCUGCUGGUGGACGAGAAAGACCCCUGGCGCGUCUCGCCCCGGGCCGCCGCCGCGAUGCACCGGGUGCUGGCGGAGGUGAGCCGGGUGCUGCGCCCGGGGGGCCGCUUCCUCUCCAUCACCUUCGCCCAGCCGCAUUUCCGCGCCCCCCACUACGCGCAGGAGGCCUUCGGCUGGUCCCUGCGGCACGCCGCCUGCGGGGACGCCUUCCACUACUUCCUCUACGUCAUGUGCAAGGGGCAGCCCCUGGCCGCCUCCGACCUGGCCCUGGGGGAACGGCUCUGGCACCCCCCCGCGCCCCCCAGCCCGCCGCCCCCCCUGGAUGAGGACGAGGACGAGGACUACCUGCUCGCCAUCCAGCUGUGA